CCCCAUCUCCCUUCACAACUGCUGCCUCCCUGUCUCUCAUCAUGGAAAACGUCGAACAACGGUUUAAAGGCCAAAAGUUGGCCGUCCAGCCCGUAAAAGUCAAGAAAAUAUGCUGCAUUGGUGCUGGUUAUGUCGGCGGUCCGACAUGCGCGGUAAUCGCGCUCAAGUGUCCACACAUCGAAGUCACCAUCGUCGACCUGAACCAGUCCCGCAUUGAUGCAUGGAACAGUCCUGACUUCGCCCUCCCCAUCUACGAGCCCGGGCUUGUCGACGUUGUCCGUCAAGCCCGUGGGCGCAAUCUCUUCUUCUCCACGGACGUCGACAAGGGCAUCCGGGAGGCCGACCUUAUCUUCGUCUCCGUCAACACGCCUACAAAAAAGAGCGGCGUCGGUGCGGGCUUUGCUGCUGAUCUCAAUUACGUCGAACUUGCAACACGCCGUAUCGCCGCAACUGCCACGACCUCCAAGAUUGUUGUUGAAAAAUCAACAGUACCAUGCCGUACAGCCGAGUCCAUGCGCACGAUCCUGGAAGCCAACUCCAAGAACGGUUGCCGGUUUGACAUUCUCUCCAACCCCGAAUUCUUAGCCGAGGGCACGGCCAUCAAGGACCUCCUCAACCCGGACCGCGUUCUCAUCGGUUCUCUCCAGACCCAGGAAGGUCUCUCCGCAUGUGAAUCGCUUGCUGAGGUAUAUGCGAAUUGGGUUGAGAAAUCACGCAUCCUGACGGUUGGCCUAUGGUCCUCUGAGCUCUCCAAGCUCGCCGCCAACGCAAUGCUCGCUCAACGUAUCUCCUCUAUUAACGCUCUGUCCGCAAUCUGCGAAGCCACAGGUGCUAAGAUUGACGAAGUCUCGCACGCCGUCGGGUGCGAUUCCCGCGUUGGGCCCAAAUUCCUCAAAGCAUCCGUCGGGUUCGGUGGGUCAUGUUUCCAAAAGGACAUCCUCAACCUCGUCUACCUCAGCGAAUCCCUACACCUACCCGAGGUCGCAGCAUACUGGCGUCAAGUCGUUGAGAUGAACGAAUACCAAAAGCGACGGUUCUCCAAGACUGUCGUUGAUACGCUAUUUAACACUAUUACGGGCAAGCGGAUCGCCGUGUUGGGUUUUGCGUUCAAAGCUGAUACGGGUGAUACGCGCGAGAGUGCUGCGAUUACGCUUAUUAGGGACUUUAUGUCUGAGCGUGCGCUUGUAAGGGUUUAUGAUCCUAAAGUUGAGCAUGCACAGAUCUGGCAAGACCUUCAAGAAGCUGCGCCUCAGUCUUCACUUGCAGACAUCCAAAAACAAGUCACCAUCUGCCCAUCCGCCCUCUCCGCCUGCCAAUCCGCCGAAGCCGUCGUAAUCGCAACCGAAUGGUCCGAAUUCAAGACCAUCGAGUGGGAGACCAUCUACACCAGCAUGGAGAAACCCGCCUUCGUAUUUGACGGCCGCCUCCUCCUUGAUGCGGAUAAACUUAGAGAGAUCGGGUUUAAGGUCAAAGUCAUUGGACGAGGUGAACGUCUCUAAAUAGAGGAUUUGGAAGUUAUAGAAUUCCUCGUCAUGGACAGUUGGCUUUAUUUAAUCGUAGACGCAGCGCAAAUACUCGGGUGUAUUCUGAUAACACCCGAUUCUAUACUUUUUCCCAAAGACCCUGCUUGCUUACUCGUUUAGAGACAGUGACUCCACUCAAUACACAAGAGGACACUUAGACUAAAUUCGUUAUCGUUGGGUUAUUUAUCUAUUCGACAAGAAAUAAUAGAGAUAAAAUUGUGUGCGGUGUGGUAUACAGACAGCGUUAUCGUGAUUCGGAAGAAAUCACAAAUGAAAAAUAAUGCUAGUCUACUCCGUUUCGUUCAUUACAGUGGUUCUCCAGUUCCAUCUAUGUGAGAGAACCAGAGACCACUAGAACAUAAUCAUAAAUUCAGGCCCCAAAAGAAAUACGAAUCACACCCCCUGCACGAGAUCAACCGCCCUCGCAAUGACCUCAUCCACCGUCCAAUGUUCACCCUGCGUGUGUUUCAGAUCUAGGACAUCCCCGAUCUCAUCACACGCCCUGAGCACGCAGUCCACAUCCUCCUUUGUAUGCGCCGCACUUAAACAGAACCUCACACGACUCGUUACAAGCGGUGUGGCAGGAUACGCAACUACCACCACUGCAAUCGGGGUUUUCCUCUCCAGCAUCAUCCGACUGAAUACACACAUCUUACCAGGGUUGAAUAGGAGAAGAGGGACGAUGGGACUGUCGACGUGUCCGUAGGUGAUGAAUCCCAAUUUGUCGAGCCCACGAGAAAGAUAGCGCGCGAUGAAUGCAAGUCGACGUAGUCGCAUCUUGCCCUCGCUCCCAUCUCUCAAUGGUUCAGGAAGGUCCAACCAGUUCGGUAUACUCGCCGCUGGUGCCGGUCCAGGAUAGACGUACGCAUUCGGAUCUGAAGUCGAAGAAGGGGGGAGGGGAGGAGAAACACCCAUGAUACUCGCCAUACUUGCAAGAAUCUGAGUCAACACAGGGGGAGUCAUGGCUUCUGCAUACGGUCCCAGAUGCCCACGAACACGGAGUCUGUCGAUUAAUGCCUUUGUGCCAGAGAUGUACCCACCCGCGGCGCCGAAUGACUUUGUGAAUGUGCCCAUGAGGAUGUCGAUCUCAUUCGGAUCGACGCCAAAGUAGUCAGCUACACCUCGGCCGUGCGAGCCGAGAGCCCCGAUUGAAUGCGCCUCAUCGAUGAAUAAAUAAAACUUGUAGCGUUUCUUGAGCUCCAUGAUGACCGGCAAGUUUGUCAUAGUGCCCUCCAUACUGAACAAUCCCUCGACAAUGAGCAAGAUUUUCUUCCAUGGUCGAUGUGUUUUAGGCUGUCCCUGGCUAAUAACCUCACGCAGAAGCGACUCCAGCGCCUCCAUGUUGUUAUGCUUGAACGUGCGAACGUUCGCUCCGCUUAGACGUACACCGUAGCGAAUAGAAGCGUGAUUCAGCUCGUCCGAAAUAACAAGGCAUCCUUUGUUAACCAAAGCCGGCAAGAUGGCAGAAUUCGUUGCAAAGCCCAUCGAACUGAUCAGCGCGUCUUCCUUUCCAAGAAACUUCGCCACAAGUUGUUCAGUUUGCUGGUGCAAGUCGAGAGUGCCACCUUCGAGCCGCGCGCCGCACGCGCCGAUUCCAUAGCGACGAAUACCCUCUUCGACAGCGUCCGCACAUCCGCCACGAGCCUGUGCAAAACCCAGGUAAUUGUACGAAGACAAAUUCAAUGCGCGUGUACGAGUUCCAGUGAGCUGGAAGGUGUCGUUGAAAUCAUUGGUCGUUCGAUCCAGCAAAGUGAUAGUCCGUCCAGGUACACCAGUGCAUGGACGUGCAAAGCAGUCAUCCAUGCGCUUCUUCAGUCUGCGCGUAUAAAACGAAUCAAAGUCUGAGUUUAGUGCAGCGUAUCCCUGAUUUUAAGCAGCGCGUCAGGAUGUCUCGGACACAUGGCAAGGAAAAAAGAAACGUCGACGCACAUCCCUCUCCUUAAGAUGCCGGUAGUUCUUUGGACGAAGUCGCUUGCCAAGGAAGUCGCGAAGGUGUCCGAGACAAAUAAGAAUAAUAUAGCUGAUGUAUGUCGUGAGUAAAAUCCGAUACGGGGGUUCGACCUCCUCAAGGUCGUAUUUGUCAUUGGGACGCGCAGCGGACUCAUACCGAUACUGUUCAUUCGCGCAAUGGCCGAACUCGGAAUGAACGGUAUGAAAAACUUGCUCGGACGUGGGCGGGAUAGUGGGUAGGUCGAGUCCGUCGUCAUGCUUGUUGUCGGUGUAGUCGUCCAACACGGUACUGUCGUCGGUGGAGGAGGUGAAGGUAGAGGAAGUGGAGAGGGCUGGGGUAGUGGAACCGCUCGUGCUCGUGCUGCGCGAGGACCUGCUGAGUGCAUCCAUGUGGGAGACGGCAGAUAGGUAGGAGGCAGCUGAGCUGAGGGGGAUGGACGACUUUUUCUUUCUGGAAAAGAUGGACGGCGACUGAGACGCGGGGUUCAAUGCCAUUGGCGAGGGCAUGGCUGGUGCCGCUGCUCCUUCUUGUUCUCGUUCUCGUUCUCAAGCUCACCCUCGUCCUGCACACUGGCAGAGCACGUCCUGUAUUUUACGUGGACGGACGAGCUUGUGAUGGAGGGAAGAGAGAGGGAG
Messenger RNA from Fomitiporia mediterranea MF3/22, 4109 nucleotides. Its product is annotated as UDP-glucose dehydrogenase. Gene Ontology annotation, molecular function: UDP-glucose 6-dehydrogenase activity; NAD binding. The transcript has 7 exons. Bases 42 to 1499 code for a protein of 485 amino acids. The record is from RefSeq and is a predicted model, not a curated record. Gene Ontology annotation, cellular component: cytosol; nucleus. Gene Ontology annotation, biological process: glycosaminoglycan biosynthetic process. NCBI's taxonomy places the organism in Eukaryota, Fungi, Basidiomycota, Agaricomycetes, Hymenochaetales, Hymenochaetaceae.